GCUGCUGCUGCUGCUGAGAGCCAGAGGGAGGACACGCGUGUGAAAGGCUUUCUUUUGCUGCCCGGCUGAUUCGUUUCAAAGAUUGGAGAUGAUUUUCUUCCAGAAACAGCUGGCAGCGUUCCUGACUCUGUCCCUGCUGAGGAGCCCAGCCUGGGCUGAGGAGCGAGACGUCCCGCUCAGUCUGUGGGGAAAAGUGGCUGACCUAACCACCGGAUGGAGCCACUGGAAGCUAAAGCCCCAGGUCUCCAUCCCCGCUCUGGAGGAGCUCACCGUCUGCCUUAAUGUGAAGCUGAAGAUCCAGGGCUUCUCGCCGUGGACGAUCUUCAUGUACCGUCACCCUGAGGUUCAGUAUGCGGAGCUUGGCAUGGGGGGAAAGGAAGGGCGCUUGGUGGUUUGGAUGUUUGGAGAGGAAUGGACCACUCCGCAGCUCAAUCUCCAGCUGUGGCGGUGGUACACGCUGUGCGUCACCUGGUCCCAUACCAAGGACAGGCCCACUCUCUACAUUAAUGGCGGCUUAGUCAACAUCACAGCAGCUCACACAAGCACCCCUACUGCACCGCCGUGCUGCCAGCUGGCCCCCAAUGGGUCCCUCACCCUGGGGGUGGGACACUCCGUCUACGACGGGAACAUCCACAUCAUCCCGUACAGCGGUAUGUUGGGGAAAAUCUCCCUGUUUCGAAUGUGGGGGCGAGAACGAAGCGAAGAGGAAGUGACGUCCCUGAGCUGCACAGAAGGUGAUCUGGUCAAGUGGGAGUGGGACAACUGGGACACGGCGAGCUGUGACCCAGUUUCUGACACCAGCUUGCAGUGCGAAUGGUCCUUUUAUGAGGUCACUCUCCAGUUUGUCAUCGUGCGCUACGACAAAAACACCACUGAGCCCUACACAGCCAGAGACAUCGCACAUUACUGGCUCAGACAGGUUUUACCGAAAGAAAUCUAUUUACACAAAGUCUAUGCCUUUGAAGUAACCAGAUCCAACACAGAGGAACGUAUAAAAACACCAUCUGGAGACGCGCUGACGCAGUGGGCUACGGAGAAUAUUAGCAGGUUCCGCUGCCUGGCUUACACCAACGUCAUCCCAAAGUGGGACGUUGCAGCUUUGCAAAGGGAGAUGUACAACGACCUUUCCAACAACUACGUCGACCCCAGCGGUCUGCUGCUGCUGCUGGCCGACACCAGCACCAUCUACACCACCCCUGUUGAAAGUUUUUCCCUGACAACCAUCAGCCCUGCGGUGGUCAUGACAGGAGCCUCUCCCAUCACAACCUCCACCUUUAAAACCACAUCAGCCUCUACCUUCACCCAACCGGCGACCACGACCCACACCAUCACCAGAACCCCUGCGAAUGUCUCUGAGCUUUACUUCGAAGUCAAGGUGAACGUCUCAAUAACAGGAGACUGUGACCCCCGACAGAUCCUCCCCAGCUGGCUUAACAUGAGUCUCCCUGAUGACUUAAUGAUGGUGCUGGACCUGCAGCUGCUCCCCAAAGCAGAAAGACGUCACCCUGAAAGGAAAUAUCGGCAAACUUCCAAUCAGGUGUACAAAGAUGGAUUUUCAAGAGAGAGCUUCAUCUUCCAGGUCCAGGUGUCGACGCAACAGUCAGACACAACGGAAAUGAUAGACCGAUUACGGCAGUGUCUGUUGAUGCCCUACGACAACGGGUCGGUCUCCAUCGCAGCGGAGCACGUACAGAUAAGUCGCAUCUUGGUUCUUCAGUGCGACGCCGAAGCCCAGCAGACCCUGAAAGGCCUGUUCAUGUGGCCCGACACUACGGGAGGCAGAAAUGCUACGUGCGCAUGCCCAAAAAACUCCCGCCGCUCCGCCACCCGACUUUGCAAACUGUCCCAGUGGACCCGCUGGAUGGAGCCAAACCUGGAAGACUGCCCCCCAGUGGUGGAAACUAUCCCUGAUCUGGAUCAUGUUGAAGUCACUUCUGGGACCGGAUUCGAUGUGGUGGAGAUGAUCGAGGAUUUGCUGGGAAACCACUCCAACCUCAUCUACAAAGAGCUGGUCACCGUCCUCAACAAGCUGAAGGACAUCAUCAGCGUCAGCGUGGUCACGCCAGACCUCGGCCAAGCUCUCAUCAACGUCAUCUCCAACAUCCUGGAAUCAGACAGCAACCUGGGGCCUUUCACAAACACUAUUCUAAACCUCACAGAGGAGGUGGGAGACAAGAUGGUGGGCUACGAGGGCUCCUACACGCUUUCUGCCCGAGCACUGGCUAUCUCGGUGGUGGAUGUGGUUCCCGCGCAGUUCAGCAGCUUAAGCUUUGGAGUUUUGUCUGAUUGGACCGGCACCAAACCUGAGAUUUUUAUCAACAGGUAUCCGUCAGACGGCACGGUGGCUUUCAUCUCCCUGCCGUCUGUCCUGCAGAACACCUUCCCACAACACGGUCUGAACCAGCACCGGCCCAGAAUCCAGUUCCAGUUCUACGCCAACCCGCUGCUCUUUAAGCUUCAGAGAGAGCACAGGAAGGCCGUCCUCAACACCUUCGUGGUGUCGGCCAGCGUGACCAACGCCAGCUCGCCAAUCAAAGACCUGCGUGAAGACGUCAAAAUCAUGCUCCACCAUUUACAGCAUAACGCCCAUGAUGAAGUGCAGUGCGUGUACUGGAACUUCAAUAAAAACGAUGGACACGGGGGCUGGGACGACCACGGCUGCAGGAAGUACAACAGCACCCCGGACUACACGACGUGCCUCUGCGACCAUCUCACACACUUUGGAGUUCUUCUGGAUGUCUCCAGGACCCAGCUGGACCCGGUUCACGAACACAUCCUGACCAUCAUCACCUAUGUUGGUUGCGGAGUCUCCUCCCUGUUCCUAGGAGUCACCGUUGUCACGUACCUGGCCUUUGAGAAGCUUCGCAGAGACUACCCCUCUAAGAUCCUCAUAAAUCUCUCUCUGGCCCUGCUGGGUUGAAUCUGGUGUUUCUGGUCAACUCCUGGUUG
Molecule: messenger RNA, 2949 nt
Organism: Fundulus heteroclitus (mummichog)
Lineage: Eukaryota; Metazoa; Chordata; Actinopteri; Cyprinodontiformes; Fundulidae
Product: adhesion G-protein coupled receptor G4
Exons: 26
Coding region: 89-2920 (943 amino acids)
Biological process (GO): adenylate cyclase-activating G protein-coupled receptor signaling pathway
Cellular component (GO): membrane
Molecular function (GO): G protein-coupled receptor activity
Source: RefSeq, a predicted model, not a curated record